This is a messenger RNA of Labeo rohita (rohu), 3394 nucleotides long. RefSeq names its product solute carrier family 17 member 8 (gene slc17a8). Gene Ontology annotation, molecular function: L-glutamate transmembrane transporter activity; neurotransmitter transmembrane transporter activity. Lineage: Eukaryota; Metazoa; Chordata; Actinopteri; Cypriniformes; Cyprinidae. Gene Ontology annotation, biological process: transmembrane transport; synaptic transmission, glutamatergic; monoatomic anion transport. Gene Ontology annotation, cellular component: synaptic vesicle membrane; excitatory synapse. The record is from RefSeq and is a predicted model, not a curated record.
AAGUGUUUGAGGGACAGAAGAGCAAGCGAAGGAGAAAUGCCACUGGGGGGGUUCGCGGGUCUUAAGGAGAAGCUCAAACCGGGGAAGGAGGAGUUGAAGAACAGUGUGGGCGACUCUCUGGGGAAUCUGCAGAAGAAGAUCGAUGGCUCUAAUGCAACUGAAGAGGACAACAUUGAACUGACAGAAGAUGGACGGCCAGUGGCGGCCCCUAAACGCAGUCCGCCCCUUUUGGAUUGUGGCUGCUUUGGCCUCCCCAAGCGUUACAUCAUCGCCAUCCUCAGCGGACUUGGCUUUUGCAUCUCGUUUGGCAUCCGCUGCAACCUCGGUGUAGCCAUUGUGGAAAUGGUUAACAACAACACUGUCUACAUCAACGGGACUGCUGUCAUGCAGCCAGCACAGUUUAAUUGGGAUCCGGAGACAGUGGGAUUGAUACACGGCUCUUUUUUCUGGGGCUACAUUGUCACUCAAAUCCCUGGAGGUUUCAUCUCCAAUAAGCUAGCAGCUAACAGGGUGUUUGGAGCAGCCAUUUUUUUGACGUCAGUGCUAAACAUGUUUAUUCCAUCAGCUGCCAGGGUUCACUAUGGUUGUGUCAUGUUUGUGCGGAUCUUACAAGGACUGGUGGAGGGAGUCACAUAUCCAGCCUGCCACGGGAUGUGGAGCAAAUGGGCUCCUCCACUGGAAAGAAGUCGUCUGGCUACUACCUCGUUCUGUGGAUCGUAUGCGGGAGCUGUGAUAGCCAUGCCACUGGCUGGAAUAUUAGUGCAAUACGUAGGUUGGCCCUCUGUCUUCUAUAUUUAUGGUGUGUUUGGAAUAAUCUGGUAUAUCUUCUGGCUCCUGCUGGCUUAUGACAGUCCUGCGAUCCAUCCCACCAUCAGUGAGGAAGAAAGGACGUACAUUGAGACCUCUAUUGGGGAAGGAGCCAAUUUAAUGAGUGCUACUGAGAAAUUUAAAACGCCUUGGCGUGAAUUCUUCACAUCUAUGCCUGUCUACGCCAUCAUUGUGGCAAACUUCUGCCGUAGCUGGACCUUUUACCUCCUGCUCAUUAGUCAGCCAGCUUACUUUGAAGAGGUCUUUGGGUUCCCCAUCAGCAAGGUAGGCAUUUUGUCUGCGGUGCCGCACAUGGUGAUGACGAUCAUUGUGCCGAUAGGAGGCCAGCUGGCUGACUUCCUGAGGAGUCGGAAAAUCCUCUCAACUACAACCGUGCGCAAAAUCAUGAACUGUGGAGGUUUUGGCAUGGAGGCCACGUUGCUGCUGGUUGUCGGGUUCUCACACACACGUGCAGUGGCCAUCACAUUUCUCAUCCUGGCAGUGGGCUUCAGUGGUUUCGCGAUAUCAGGAUUCAAUGUAAACCAUCUGGACAUCGCUCCCCGCUAUGCCAGUAUUCUUAUGGGCAUCUCUAAUGGAGUAGGUACCCUGUCUGGCAUGGUUUGCCCCCUUAUUGUUGGAGCACUUACCAAACACAAGACUCGUCUGGAGUGGCAGCAUGUGUUUGUGAUCGCUUCCAUGGUGCAUUACACCGGCGUGAUCUUCUAUGCCAUCUUUGCCUCUGGUGAGAAGCAGGACUGGGCUGAUCCUGAAACCACCAGUGAUGAGAAAUGCGGCAUCAUCGGGGAAGACGAGCUGGCCGAUGAGACUGAGCCCAACAGCGACAGCGCCCUGGCCACCAAGCAGAAGACCUACGGAACCACAGAAAGCUCUACAGGCCGCAAGCAAGGCUGGAAGAAGAAGAGAGGAGUCACCAUGCAAGCCGACGAAGAUCACGGAUCAAAUCAUUACGAAAACGGGGAAUAUCAGAAUCAGUAUCAGUGACAUUUUGAUCAUCAAACGCCCCAAGACUGAGACCUGAGCUGCUGGGAGUAUUCAUUCGAGAAACCCACCUUGGGACUAAAACAUUCCACCAGACAUUUGACACAACAGUCUACUUGAGUUAUGGAUGGCUUCCUUUAAGAUUUCACCCUGCUGUAGAAGCUGAAGGAACAUGAGAAUGAUCUGUGAGUAGUUCAUUCGACAGACGCACCCUGCUGAAAAAAACAGCAUAUGCUGGUUAGGUAGGUUUUGAAGCAUGGAUGCUGGUUUGAGCUGGUUCAUGCUGGUGCUUUGCUGGUUUAACUGGUCAUCAGUGUUAAUUUUGAAAGGAUUUUUUGAUUUAGUCUUAGUUCUUUAUCUUGAGACUAAAAUGCUUAAUAGUCUUAGUCACAUUUUAGUCAUUUGAGUCUUUCAUAGUUUUAGUCUAGUUUUAGUCAAAGUAAAGUUAUUGCAUUUUUGUCAACUUGUAGUCAUUACUUUUAGUCAAACUGCAGUUACCAGUGUUGUUAGCUGGUAGCUAUUUUAGUCUUCAAACAAAAAUAAUCAUUAAUUCUUUAAACCAAAUAAAAGCUUAUGAUAAAUUUGAAUCAAGGAUUGAAUUUGGGAAAACUUGAAUAAAUUAUGACAAUUUUCUUUUUUGGGUGAACUAUCCCUUUAACAGUAUGGAAAAAGGAGUACUUAUUAUUAUACUUGUACUUUUACUUAUCAUUAUAUAAUAUUUAUAAUUAUAGUUGUUCAUAUAUAUAUAUAUAUAUAUAUAUAUUUAUGUUUUGAAAAAGAGGCAGAAUAAGACAAAUACAUUAGAGAUACAAAUUACACUAAUUUUUCAGAUACAGUAAGUUUAAUUAACAUGUAGGCUAUACAUUUAUUUAACAUUAAUGACAAAUAGGUAUUUAAUUAGGAACGCUGUCCCUUUAAGACGGAAGGUAUGUAUGUAAUACUGACAAAUUCAAUUUUUACUCACCUGUUUACAUUAACUUAAGCCAUAACUUACAUAAUUUACGUGAAAUACUCACGUUUGGACUACUGUGUGUGCAUUUGAGCACUGAGAACUGAUCGCACGCUGUCUGAAGUGGACAGAAGAAGUGGAGCCUGUAUGAGAGAGAGCACUUCUGGCGUUUGUCUAUCAGCGUGAUUCCGCCUGUCCCGCCUUCACUAACUUUAAGUUAAUCGACGACGAAUUGUGACUACCGGGGAAAUGGUGAUUCUAUCCCUAACCCUUCAGGUGCUGAGGCCAUUGUUUCAGAUCGCAUGUUCACGUUUUGGUAGCCUGUCUUUCCAUUACGUCUACCAUGCCGAGACUAGACAUGCAAACGCCCUUAUCCAAUUGCAAUCUAAUGACAGAGACACACAUUUUAAAAAGGACAGUUAGCCUAUAGGAUGUAUUUUCAAUGUCAUGUAGUCCUCAAAUAACAUUCUCGUCCAGUCUCGUCUUGUUAACGAGGCAGCAUAAGUUUCGUCAUACUUUUUAUCAUCAGAAAUUAGUUUUGGCUCAUUGCCCUCUCGUCUUCCUCACAGAAAAAAUGUUCGUUAACGAAUAUUUUUCGUCGUCGUCUUUGUUGACGAAAUUAACCAGCUAAGGACCAUC